Messenger RNA from Balaenoptera acutorostrata (minke whale), 1175 nucleotides. It is a transcript of the gene C4H21orf58, whose product is annotated as chromosome 4 C21orf58 homolog. Bases 136 to 990 code for a protein of 284 amino acids. The transcript is spliced from 8 exons. The record is from RefSeq and is a predicted model, not a curated record. NCBI's taxonomy places the organism in Eukaryota, Metazoa, Chordata, Mammalia, Artiodactyla, Balaenopteridae.
GGUAAACCGAGCCCAGCGUGCGAUUCCUUCAGUGACCCCAGGGUUGGGCUGCUUCUCCCUGGCUGAGCAGUUCUUCCAGAGGGAACUGAGACGGGGAGGGGGUGGGCCCGCGGCGUCCCCUCCUGUGGCCCCAGGAUGCUGGACUCCUCGGUGGCAGAUCGGUUGACCCGGCUGACCCUGAAACUCCUGGAGAAGAAGCUGAAGCAGGAGCGCGAGGAUGUGGAAGCGGGUUCUGAGGACCCCCACCUCACGCCCAGAAAUGAGGAUGGGCCAGAGGCCGCCCUGCGGAGCGCUCUGCGGAUGAGGAAGGACCUUCUGCAGAGACUCUGGGAACAGCACCUCCUGGAAGAGGUCUCCAGGGCCCGCGCCUGGAGGGGGCUGGACGGAGGAGCCCGUGGGUCAGUGCUGCCCCCAGAGGUGCCCCCCGUGGGCGUCCACCCCGCUGUCUCCCCGGCCCCACCCACCCUGGACCCACCGCAGAUCACCCAACACCCGGCACCCCCACCUCCCACCACCAUCAUCCAGCAGCUGCCUCAGCAGCCACUCAUCGCACAGAUUCCCCUUCCCCAGGCCUUCCCCACUCAGCAGUCAGGAAGCAUCAAGGAAGACGUGGCGGAGAUGAUGCUGAUGCAGAACGCACAGAUGCACCAGAUCCUCAUGCAGAACCUGAUGCUCAGAGCCCUGCCCCCGUCAGCGCUCGCGCCCGCGCCCCCGCGCCGCCCCCCACAGGACCCGCAGUGGGCUCGCCCCGCCGUCCUGCGAGCCAAGAGGCAGAAGCCGCUCUCUGUGCACCACCAUUACCACUACGCGCCCCCAGCCCCGCUGCAGGCCAGCCCCACUCCUGCCUCCCCGGCGGGUUACUCCACGUGGCCCCCGGUGGUCUCCGCCACUGCCCUCCCUCCUGCUGCCAGCUUCUUGCCCACCAUGUGGCACGUGGCCGGUCCCUCAGUGGCCGCCCUUAGCACCCCAGCAGGGGAGGGCCCAGUAUAAGCCCGGCUGUGAGGGUCCCCACCGAGCCCUGGCGGCGAGACCCACCUGAGCAUGGUGUCUGUGAGCCAGACCAGGGCAGCAGCUGCGUCCAGAGACACGCUCCUUCCUCUUAGGGCGGCGUCCGACGGCGUCCUGCCCACACAGGCUCCAGGCCUGUGACCCCACGGCGGGCUCGGGUAAGCGGC